AUGAAGUUCAUCAGUCUUUUCACAUUCACCACUGCCAUUGGAAUGGUGACUGCGGCUCGCGUUCCGAUAGGUGACCGCCAAUUCCUUCCUCCUCAAGGUGAGGGCGAGGACUGCCGAGCGCACACUGGCGAGUACUGUUGCACAUGGGAAGGCUGUCGAUCGUGCUGCUGGUGGGAGAAAUGUGAUUUGAGCAUCGAUGCUGCGCAGGGCAAGUGUGUGCCGAAUUGGUGA
Aspergillus tubingensis is the source of this 231-nucleotide messenger RNA. RefSeq names its product RTA1 domain protein. The coding region runs from base 1 to 231 and encodes 76 amino acids. The record is from RefSeq and is a predicted model, not a curated record. The transcript has 2 exons. Lineage: Eukaryota; Fungi; Ascomycota; Eurotiomycetes; Eurotiales; Aspergillaceae.